Messenger RNA from Hibiscus syriacus, 702 nucleotides. RefSeq names its product agamous-like MADS-box protein AGL62. NCBI's taxonomy places the organism in Eukaryota, Viridiplantae, Streptophyta, Magnoliopsida, Malvales, Malvaceae. The transcript has 2 exons. Gene Ontology annotation, molecular function: protein dimerization activity; DNA-binding transcription factor activity, RNA polymerase II-specific; RNA polymerase II cis-regulatory region sequence-specific DNA binding. Gene Ontology annotation, biological process: positive regulation of transcription by RNA polymerase II. Bases 1 to 702 code for a protein of 233 amino acids. The record is from RefSeq and is a predicted model, not a curated record.
AUGGGGAAGAAGAGCUUAGGCCGUCAAAAGGUUGAGAUGGUGAAGAUGAAGAACAAUAGUAAUCUCCAGGUGACCUUCUCGAAACGACGUUCUGGUCUUUUUAAAAAGGCUAGUGAGCUUUGUACUCUGUGCGGUGUCGAAAUCGGUAUCAUCGUUUUUUCUCCGGGGAACAAAGUCUUCUCCUUCGGUCAUCCGGAGAUCGGUAAUGUUAUCGACCGGUAUGCCAACGGAAACCCUCCGGACAAUUCGAGCGCUUUGCAUAUCAUGGAGGCUCAUCGUAACGCGCAUGUUCGUGAACUCAACAUGCAGCUUACUGAGUUGGUGAACCAAACGGAAGUCGAAAAACAGCGGGGCGAAGAGCUGAGCCGAUUGAGAAGAUCGAGUCAGGGGCAGUACUGGUGGGAGGCGCCGGUCGAGGAGCUUAGUCCGCCGCACCUCCGGCAGCUGAAAUCGGUGUUAGAGGAGUUGAAGAAGAAUGUGACAAAGCAAGUGGAAAAGCUUCUUAUUCAGACCACCAGUUCCCAUCAGUUCUUCAUGGGGAGUUCGAGUGCUGGGAUGUUUCUGAAUAACGUCGAUUUCGACCCGAACAUGAUGCCGCCACCGGGAUAUAAUGCUCCUCCCGAUAUGAUACCCGGAGGAUUCAAUCCCAAUCCCGAAGGAUACCAUCCUCGUCCUCCUGGAUUUGGACAUGCAUUCUUCUAA